Canis lupus familiaris (dog) is the source of this 1032-nucleotide messenger RNA. Its product is annotated as collagen alpha-1(I) chain-like. NCBI's taxonomy places the organism in Eukaryota, Metazoa, Chordata, Mammalia, Carnivora, Canidae. The coding region runs from base 1 to 1032 and encodes 343 amino acids. The transcript has 3 exons. The record is from RefSeq and is a predicted model, not a curated record.
AUGGUGCUUUGUCAAGGGAACGCGGCCAGCCAAAGCACCCCAACCCUGCUGGGCCAGCUGCAGGGCACAGAUGCACCCCCCCGGCCUCCACCUCCAGGGAAUGCCCUCGAGCCCGCCGCCGUGUCCCCUGCACACUCCGGCGUCUCUUAUCAAGGUCUCUGCGCCGAGCAGGCCUCUGGGGACGGGCUUCUGGCAAACUCCAGCCGGGGACCCUGGACCCUGCCCGGACUCAAGCCCAGCAGCCCCAAGCCCUGCAGCACCCACCGCGCACCUGGGGGGGGGGGGGAGAGGGAGGGAGGGAGGAGGGCGACCGCAAGGAACCGGGCCAGCUGUGGGGAGGCGCUCGACUCCCGGGGGGACGCGGGGUUCCCUCCCGAGGACGCUCCGGGUCUCCCCGGGAGAUGCCGACCCUGCCCCACAGACGUCCUUGCCUUCUGCGCGCCUGCUCCGUCCUCCUUCCCCGCGUGUCCCCCGGGCAGGGAGCCGGCGGCCGAGGCGGGCGCUCACGGCGCCCCGGGUCCCUGGGGCCGCGGAGGGGGCCCGGCGGCGGCUCAGGUGGGCACCGCGGGGCGCCGCUGGCCCCGUGCCCGGCGGGGGGGGGGGGCGGCCGGGGACUUGGAGCCGCCCCACCCGGGGUCGCCGCCCGGCCCGCCGCCUCGCCCCGGGAAUCGUCGCCAAACUUUCCCGGGCUCGCUCGGUCCCCGGGGCCGCGGGUCGCCCCCCGCCCCCCCGAGCCCCGCGCCCCGGGUCGCGGCGGGACGGUCGCUUCACCUGCGCGCGGCUCCGCCGAGCUCCCGCUGCUCCUCGCGCGUCCGGCCCCCGGCGCCGCCCGGCGGGUCCCCGCGCCGCCGCCGCUCCCGUGGGAACGCGGAGCCGGGCGCCGAGUGGCCGCUGCAGAGCCGCGAGGGAGCCGUGGGCGCCCCGCACCGGGACCCGCCGGGCCGGGGGCGGGGCCGGGGCGCCGAGCACCCACACCCCGCAGGCUUCGGCCUCCGCCUCCCGAGGCCCAGGCUGAUUGCACACGCGCAGUAA